UAAAUGCAUGAAAAUAAACUACACAUGACUAGCACGAUAUGCGUCUCAUUUUCUGCGUGCGAAAAUUAUGUUUAAUGCCAUUUUUUAAUGCGAGUACAUUGUCGCACGAUGGUUGCACGUAUGUGAUGGUAAUGCGAGGCAUUUUGUGUGUUCGAAAGAGCACCUUAAAGUUUUACAUUACGUGACUUACGACAAUUUGCGUUUUGUGCGUGAAAAAGUGCACCUUUAAUGAGCGUUCUUCACACUAUUGGGACUAUUCACCCAUUAUCGAUCUAGCUGUCGAUGUAUCAACACGUCCUCGUGGUCGUUGUUGUUAUUUAGUUUGGUGAUAGUGGUGUUAACUGAAUAUUUGGAUUACAAGAAGUUUGUCAAAAAGGGUGUCUACUAACUAAUUCCGGGAAAAAUUUUAAUUAUGCUGUAAAGCAGUUAAUGACUGACGAACUUGUCAGUCAAUUUUCCUGGCCCGGAAGCAAAAAAAGUGAGAAAUUCGGAGACACUAAGAUUUCCAAUCUUCUGUUCGAAUCAGCGAGACAGUGUACUUUUUUUGUUGGGCCUCACAGUAUUUCUGAAUUUAAAAACGAGAUGCUCGAAGUGCUCCGAAUUACCAAACAAAGAUACAGGAAUAGGAAUAAUAACAAGAAACAAGAAGAAAAUUUUGAAGAAAUGGAUUCGGAGGAUAUAUUAGAAGAAAUUAAGCGGUUACAGGAAUUGGAUCAGGUCAAUGAUGUAGAUGAUAUUUCUGCAAAUGACGGGGACGACGAGAUAGUCUCUGAUGACACAGUAUAAUGUGAGUUCCCAAAAUUUGGUUGGUACAAAUUUUUAAAAUUGUACCCUUAUUUUAAAAAAAAUUGUUUUAUUUAAUUUGUAAAAUUCGUCAUCUAAUGAUGACAGUUAUAAUUGUUUGAUAGUCUCUGACGACACAGUAUAAUGUGAGUUCCCAAAAUUUGGUUGGUACAAAUUUUUAAAAUUGUACCCUUACACUGAAAAAAAAGUUCAUUGAAUCAAGCAAAUGCAUUUUCUUAACCUAAUUUACUUGAAACAAACCCAUAUUUUCUUAUUGGAAGAAAUUUAUUUUCUUGUGUCAAGUAAUUUUGAGCAUUGAUCGAAGUUAUUGGAAUAAGAAAAUAUGGGUUUGACAUAAGUAAAUA
Leptopilina heterotoma is the source of this 1148-nucleotide messenger RNA. RefSeq lists its product as uncharacterized. The transcript is spliced from 3 exons. NCBI's taxonomy places the organism in Eukaryota, Metazoa, Arthropoda, Insecta, Hymenoptera, Figitidae. Bases 430 to 786 code for a protein of 118 amino acids. The record is from RefSeq and is a predicted model, not a curated record.